Messenger RNA from Brugia malayi, 2598 nucleotides. RefSeq lists its product as uncharacterized. Bases 1 to 2598 code for a protein of 865 amino acids. The record is from RefSeq and is a predicted model, not a curated record. Lineage: Eukaryota; Metazoa; Nematoda; Chromadorea; Rhabditida; Onchocercidae. Gene Ontology annotation, molecular function: ATPase binding; proton-transporting ATPase activity, rotational mechanism. Gene Ontology annotation, cellular component: vacuolar proton-transporting V-type ATPase, V0 domain; plasma membrane; vacuolar proton-transporting V-type ATPase complex. The transcript has 20 exons. Gene Ontology annotation, biological process: proton transmembrane transport; vacuolar acidification.
AUGGGAUCACUAUACCGGUCAGAGCAGAUGCGAUUCUGCCAAAUGAUUGUCCAGAAAGAUGCUGCAUUUUCCUGUGUUGCUGAACUUGGCAAACAUCCUUAUGUUCAAUUUAAAGAUUUGAAUGCUAAUGUCAAUCCGUUCCAAAAAAUGUAUCUUCGUGACAUUCAACGGUUUGAAGAACUGGAAAGGAAGCUAAGAUUCCUUGAUGCCCAAAUACGUAAAGACGAUAUUGAAGUUAAUGAUGAUGUUGGCGGAGAUGACACAUAUGAAGUACUGGCACCACAUGAACUCAAUCAACUUGAGGGCACACUGAUUGAUUUAGAACGUGAUGUAAUCAAUAUGAACGAAAAUAAUAUAAUCUUGAAACGGAAUUAUUUUGAGCUAAAAGAAUGGGAAGCAAUUCUAGAGAAAACGGAUCACUUUUUCGAAGAAGGCAUUAGUGAUGUUGCAAUGCACGAAAUUGAAGCAAUGCAAGAAGAUUCUGCGCUUGUACUCAGAAGUGGAAAAGAGCCUAUAGGGUUUUUGGCAGGUGUCGUCAAUCGUGAUCGUGUGAAUGCCUUCGAGAAAGUUUUAUGGCGAGCUUGUCAUAAAACAGCAUUUAUACGUACUACCGAUAUUGAGGAGGAAUUAGAAAAUCCAGAUAGUGGUGAAAUCUGCUCGAAGUCAGUCUUUUUGAUUUUUUAUAAAGGCGACCGUUUACGGAUUAUCAUCGAGAAAGUUUGUGAAGGAUUCAAGGCUAAACUCUACAACAAUUGUCCAAAGAACAGCAAGGAUCGUCAUGCAGCAGCACGUGAUGUAAAAGCACGCAUAUCGGAUAUGCGUACGGUACUGGGCCAAACUCAAGAACAUCGGUAUAAGGUGCUUCAGGCUGCUUCCAAUUCUGUCAGGCAGUGGCAAAAAGAGGUUCGCAUGCAAAAAUCGGUUUACUAUACGUUGAACCUUUUUACCUUUGACGCUAUUGGUAAAUUUUUCGUUGCUGAAUGUUGGGUACCAUACGUUGAUCUCGAAAAUGUCCGCUUAGCUCUUGAAGAAGGAGUGAGGAAAAGUGGUAGCAGUGUGAGACCUGUUCUAAAUCUUUUGGAGACUACCGAAGAGCCACCUACAUACAAUCGAGUUAACAAAUUCACGAGAGUUUUCCAGGCGAUCGUUGAUUCUUAUGGUACUGCCUCUUAUUUGGAAAUCAACCCAGCUCCUUAUACUAUCAUAACAUUCCCAUUUAUUUUUUCCUGCAUGUUUGGUGAUCUUGGACAUGGUAUAAUAAUGCUCCUGGUUGGUUUGUGGAUGGUACUUCGGGAGAAGAACCUUGCAGCACGUAAUAUUAAGGAUGAGAUUUUCAACAUGUUUUACGGCGGUCGUUACAUUAUUUUACUUAUGGGCAUUUUUUCGAUUUAUGCAGGUUUUCUCUACAAUGAUCUGUUUGCUAAAUCAUUUAAUCUAUUCGGUUCAAAAUGGCGUAAUCCAUUCCCUAAUGCGGAGAUUGAAUCUUGGGAUAGUCAAUCGAUCCUUAUGCAUAAAGAAAUAAUGAUCGAUUUGCCGCCAUCACGAUCCUAUAUGCAUGAUAGUGGGCCUUAUUGGUUUGGUGUAGAUCCUGUAUGGAAUUUAGCAGAGAAUCGACUAAACUUUUCAAACUCCUUAAAAAUGAAACUAUCAGUCAUACUCGGAAUUGCUCAGAUGACAUUUGGUGUAUUCUUAUCACUGUUAAAUUAUAUAUACUUCAAAUCAAAAAUUGAAAUAUGCACAGUGUUUAUCCCACAGAUUUUGUUCAUGCUCUGUAUAUUUAUCUACUUGUGUGUCCAAAUCAUCAUCAAAUGGCUAUUCUUCUGGGUUCAAGAGGAAUACAUCUUUGGGUUGCUUUAUCCAGGGUCAAACUGCGCUCCUUCAUUGUUGAUUGGUCUCAUCAACAUGUUUAUGUUCAAAUAUCGUCGGCUUGGCUUUCUAAAUGAAUCGAAAAUUGUUUCUCAAAAUGAUGGUCACUCAACCCUCGAAGCAAUUCUGGUUAUAAUAGCUGUAAUUUGCGUACCAGUAAUGUUAUUUGGCAAACCGAUUCAUUUUCUACUACAUCGCAAGAAGAGAAAUGUCAUUAGCGAUAAUGCUGUAAUAUGGAUGAACCAGGAAAGCGAAAAGGCGGAAAUAACUUUGAACGAAAAUGGAAGCGGCUUAAAUAAAAAAGAUUGGGAAGAAACUAUAUCUGAUAAUGAAUGCGAGGAAGAGUCAUUUGGGGACGUUAUGGUUCAUCAAGCAAUCCACACAAUUGAGUAUGUCCUUGGUUGUGUGUCUCAUACAGCAUCAUACCUUAGACUAUGGGCUCUAUCACUAGCACAUGCCCAAUUAUCGGAAGUAUUAUGGGAAAUGGUACUUGUUCAAGCAUUUAGUAUUUCUGGCAUUGCUGGCUAUAUCGCUGCUUAUUUGGUAUUUUUUGCAUUCGGUGUUCUAACCGUCUCAAUUUUGGUACUCAUGGAAGGACUUUCCGCUUUCUUACACGCACUCCGAUUGCACUGGGUUGAGUUCCAGUCCAAAUUUUAUCUCGGACUCGGCUACCCUUUCCUGCCUUUCUACUUCAAGGACGUACUACUGAAAGCAAAUGUUAUUGAAAAGUAA